Messenger RNA from Varroa destructor (honeybee mite), 3932 nucleotides. RefSeq names its product microtubule-associated serine/threonine-protein kinase 2-like. Gene Ontology annotation, molecular function: protein kinase activity; ATP binding. Lineage: Eukaryota; Metazoa; Arthropoda; Arachnida; Mesostigmata; Varroidae. Gene Ontology annotation, biological process: protein phosphorylation. The record is from RefSeq and is a predicted model, not a curated record.
GUACUGUACGUAUGUAUGAGUACUAUACGUAGACGUAGCUGAAAAUAUUCAGUUUCGUUUUUACAAGUCCGAUCGCUUCCAGGCUAGAAUAGUUAAAUCUAUCUGAUAUAUAUUUAUAAUUUUAUAUUUAGUGCAAUUAUUAUAAGCGAUUUCAUAUAACAAUAGCUCUAUUCAACAUAAAGCUUGACUAGUUAUGUCGAAAAGCGUGUAUGGACAGUAUUUCAAAAGAUUAGAAAGCACUACGUGUAAGCGUAGAAGAUUCGGCAUGCAUCUGUAAGCAGAUAACAUAGCUAUUAUAUUUCUAUCUUAUUGCCGGAAAGUACGCCAUCCUAAGCGGGUACACAUAAUUGAAAGUACUGGUUAUAAUUUUUCUUGAGGAUUUCUUGAAAUAAUAGUUUCACGGUGGUUCACAUCGAACUAAGAUUCGGUACGUCAUCUAGUUACGUACGUCAAGGUAGGUAGCGUUUAGUAUUCGCCUCAGUCCUUGAUGAUAUCAUGCGUUUUGUCCGAAUUUACUAUCAUUUGCCCGAAUUAGUUAUAUUAAUAAUAUUCUUGCAACAAAAAUUCUCAUUAUAAAACUCACGGACACGCGUAGCUAAGAGAAAAAAUCUAGGGCCUUACAUGACUGUGCAUACUUUUAAUAAGUUUGUACGAACAUGACAGCUGGUUCAAAAUAAUGAUGCAGCAUGGCAAACCCAUCGCCUUGCAUACAGCUUGGGCUCUGGCACAAGUUUAAGUUGAUGAGACUAUAGGAUAGGCUAGAUUUACAAGCCAUCAAAAGCGCAUCGUUCAUAUCAGAGUAAAGCUGAAUUGUUCACGAAGCAAAACAGAGCUCAUUGACUAAGGGAAACGAAGCCGUGGGAUUCGAGACCCCUGGAUAUGGCUGUGGCCAUUCGAACCCAAGAUGAAGAUGAGGAGUAUCUAUCUGCAGAACAUUACGCGGAUUAUCCAUCGGUGUCGUUGACCGAGGCUGUUACCGAAAAGGAGCGUCAGCGUAGAAAAGCCAUUCGUAAACAUAAACUUUUGGCGGUAAUCGACUCACUCGAGCCAAACAUUGCAAAAUGUUGUUCAGCCCUGUUGCGUUGUUUGAUGCAGAAGCUGGCUGACAGGAAUGAUGAGACAGAUCCACAGUCGGCCCUGAUUCCCCGGGAACGCUUUGGAUUACAGCAGUUUUAUCAGACGGCCUACCUUCUGGAGCGAAAGCUUCGCCGAAAAUGCCUGACCUAUCUGCACGUUCGAGAGUAUCUUCACAAUCUCGCCUACCUCUAUGACCAGUUCAUUGAACGCUUCGGACUUGACUAUUCGAACCUAAUCUCCAGUAAUCUUCGAUCAAUAAUACUCACUCUUGAACAGCUGACAACUCAUCUCGAAAGAUGUUCAGGAGUCACUCCGACAGAUUGGAUUGAGGUGAUGCAAUCAUUUCUUACCGGGACAGCCAAUGUCAUUGAGCUUGAUCGAACCUCAGCAGACACGACACCUGCGCCUAGCGUGCGAAUGUUCACGCCAGUGGAAAUAACAGAGGCAGGGGUUUUUGGCGCAUCGUACGCAGCAUUGCUUGGCGCUGGGCACGGGGACGUGCCGGUUACUUUUAAGAUAGUCAACAUGUUUACCGUACGAUACAAUCAUUCACUCAUCAACGCAACGAUGUUCGCCGAAAUUGUCAGUUCGCCGUGGGUUUGCAUUCAGUACUGUUCAUUCGCUGCGCUUGAGGCAUACGUUUCUGUUAGUGAACCUUUUGCUGGGAUAUCACUGUUUCGUCUAGUAAAGACUCGGGGUUGCAUCGAGUCGCCAAAUAAUCUGAAAAUAAUAUUGGCGCAGCUUGCGGUUGCAGUACAGCAUAUUCAUUACCAAGGGUUCAUACAUCGAUGUAUUAAGCCGUCGUGUGCGCAAGUGAAUUCCCGAGGCCUCGUUAAAGUGUGCGACUUUAGCAAAUCCAGGGUCUGUUUAGGUCGGUUCUCGUCAAACAAAUUUCGUAGCUAUGAUAGAGGUACGGUGGCCGAAUUCUCUGACAAAUCCCGAGUCGGCAGUCUGAAUUAUAUGGCACCGGAAAUGCUUCAACGUAAAGCCUACGGCAGAGCAGCAGAUUGGUGGUCCUUUGGAGUGACGGCAUUUUCGCUUGCGACAGGCAGGAUUCCUUUUAAAGGAAACACAUAUGCUGAGCAAAAAAAAGCAAUUUCGAUUGCAAAUUACGACUGGCCAAGAGAAACGUGUCCCGGUGUCACCUCUAAACUUCGUUCGCUUGUUAAAAAAUGUCUCGUUACCCGACCUCAACAGCGGUUAUGUUCAGCGUCAUAUCGAGACCUGUGGCGCCACACUUAUUUUUCAGGUCUCGACAUCGAUCAUUUGCAGUUCAGUGAACAACUAGCUGACAUGCCUGUUAUCGACGAGAUAAGAGCUACCUCUAGAAUGACGAUGGAAAAUAGCCAAGCGUCUAUUUCGUUUGAAGAACUCAUUGACAACGAAGAACCUAACCCUUUGUUUACUUUCACAUCGCCGGGCUUUGUUCGGGCGAUACGCAAACUCUCCGCUAACGAAAAAAUUUCUCCAGAAAUUAUCCGAGACCCUGUUAUGUUCUUCAGUUUGGAUGAAACCUGUCAAUACCGAUUCCACGAUAAGGCUAUCCGAAGGGCUAGUAACAGCUCGAAGCAUCUGCAACAGCAACCACGCAGUGAGGAGAGCUCAAGCACCACAAGCUCAUCAUCUUUUCAACGACUUGUUGGCUCAGAGGAACUACCAUAUAAUAGUGACAUUAAAGGCCAUAGAACGCGUCCUCUCUCUAAAAAGACUACUUCCGGGAAAGCUACGAUAACGGCCAUUAAAAGUUUAGGGCCUUCUGUACGAGCAGUAUCUGCUGGAAGGUCGUUUCUCGAACUAGUGCGAAAAAUGGAAAGUGGAAUGACCUCAGGAAGCUCAAGUGCGCCGAAACGUUAUUCUCUUUCGAAUCCAGUAUCAGACAAAAAUACCAGUACCGCUCUUGUAUCGAACAUUAUUAGGGCAAACGAUAAAAGACAUCGAAGAGGACCUAAACAAAAGGAAGCGCAUGCUUUCACAGACAGAUGCUGAGAACCUUUACGGUGCGUCUUGAAAAACCGGUAGCUGCCGUCCUAGUGCAAAGGUAAGGCUCUUAUUUUGAAAUCUUGUAGCUAACCUGUAAAACGACCUAAUAAGCAGUGAGACCGGAUCAGAUUGAUGCAACUACUUAAUGAGCCCAUCCCAUCAGGUCUACCCGAUGUGUCAUAGAUGUAAGGCUACAGUCGGUUACGAUUUGCGGAGUGCUAGGAGUAACAAGUAUUAGGAUUCGCGACUGACAAUGGCAUUAUUUAACUAUGUUCACUGACCCACCUUGACCAUGACGAGACAGGCAGGACGACGAUGGAUUUAGGAUGAACCGUUCACGAUGGCCGGUAGUAUGAUUUAUAGUAGGCUUUCGUGACAUGAUAUGUGGUUUGUCUUAAACGCAUCAAGAUACCCGCAAGCAAAGUGCCCACGACAAGGCUAGACUAAAUACAACCAAGAGAGAUAGAGCACGGGUUGCCAUCAUCGGCACAACCACAAGCCUAUUCGCUAAAGGAAACUGCGCUGUACAAGAGCUGACGCCAAAAGCAUUUUUGUCUAAUAAAGAUCAACUGAAUAUGCGGAAGGCAACGAUGCUGCAGCUAGGUGGGAAGAAUAAGAGCUGAUUUUACGUAUGAGCCUAAGUAGGGCCACCUGAGAGGUGCUACAGUAGCGUCCGUGCCCUAUCAUUGAUACGAAUAAAAAGCCUGUAAUCAUAAGAACUCGUCGGUGUUGUGCAAUAAUCUAAACAAUACAACUAACACGAAGAGGAAGUACCAAUAGCUAGAAUCAAAUACGCCAUUGAAAUAUAUCGUAUUUUUAGCUUGGUAUCCUUUUCUGUCACUCACUCACUCACACAGAUAUCUGAAGCUUGUUUU